UAGUUUUUUUUUUCCGUUAGUCGAGUAAAACCUCAGUGUGUCGAUAGAGAGAUAGAUAUAGAGAGAUCCACACUGGCGUUAGAGAUCUAGGGUUUAUCCGUCGUCAUGUGGAACAACAACGACGGUAUGCCGUUAGCCCCUCCCGGCACCGGCGUCUCGAUGAUUCCUCCACCGCAUCCUUCUUACACUUCCCUUCCUCCGCCGCAUCCUUCUAAUCCGACUCCUCCUCCGGUCGAGCCUACUCCCGAGGAAGCCGAGGCGAAGCUCGAGGAGAAGGCGCGCAAGUGGAUGCAGCUGAACUCGAAACGCUACGGCGACAAGAGGAAGUUCGGAUUCGUGGAAACUCAGAAGGAGGACAUGCCACCUGAGCACGUCAGGAAGAUUAUCAGGGAUCAUGGUGAUAUGUCAUCGAAGAAGUUUCGUCACGAUAAACGUGUAUACCUUGGAGCUCUUAAGUUCGUUCCUCACGCGGUCUUCAAGCUACUGGAGAAUAUGCCUAUGCCUUGGGAGCAGGUUCGAGAUGUUAAGGUUCUGUACCACAUUACCGGAGCUAUUACAUUCGUUAACGAGAUUCCAUGGGUUGUGGAACCUAUUUACAUGGCUCAGUGGGGUACUAUGUGGAUUAUGAUGCGAAGGGAGAAGAGGGAUCGUCGUCAUUUCAAGAGGAUGCGGUUUCCACCGUUUGAUGAUGAGGAGCCUCCACUGGACUACGCAGACAACUUGUUGGACGUUGAUCCUCUUGAGCCAAUUCAGUUGGAGCUCGACGAGGAAGAAGAUUCUGCUGUGCACACUUGGUUCUAUGACCACAAGCCACUAGUAAAGACCAAACUGAUUAAUGGUCCCAGUUACAGGAAGUGGAAUCUCUCUCUUCCGAUUAUGGCUACCCUUCACAGGCUUGCGGGCCAGUUGUUGUCGGAUUUGAUCGAUCGCAACUACUUCUACUUGUUUGACAUGCCGUCAUUCUUCACCGCCAAGGCUCUGAACAUGUGCAUACCUGGUGGUCCUAAGUUUGAGCCUUUGUACCGUGAUAUGGAGAAAGGGGAUGAAGACUGGAAUGAGUUUAACGACAUCAACAAGCUUAUCAUUCGUUCCCCUCUUCGAACUGAGUACAGAAUAGGUUUUCCUCACCUGUACAACAAUCGUCCCAGGAAAGUCAAACUCUGUGUGUAUCACAGUCCUAUGGUGAUGUAUAUAAAGACAGAGGAUCCUGAUCUUCCUGCCUUUUAUUAUGAUCCGUUGCUUCACCCGAUAAGCAACACCAAUAAGGAAAGGCGUGAAAGGAACGUUUAUGAAGAUGAUGGUGAGGAUGACUUCACCUUACCAGAGGGAGUGGAACCUUUGCUAAAAGACACCCACCUCUACACUGACACUACAGCUGCUGGCAUUUCGUUGCUGUUUGCCCCACGACCUUUCAAUAUGAGGUCUGGGAGAACAAGGCGGUCAGAAGAUAUUCCCCUGGUGUCAGAGUGGUUCAAGGAGCACUGUCCUCCAGCUUAUCCUGUUAAAGUUCGAGUUAGUUACCAAAAGCUUUUGAAGUGCUAUGUUCUGAAUGAGUUGCACCAUAGACCACCUAAAGCCCAGAAGAAGAAGCACUUAUUCCGCUCUCUUGCGGCUACAAAGUUUUUCCAAAGUACUGAGUUGGAUUGGGUUGAAGUGGGUCUGCAAGUCUGCAGGCAGGGGUAUAAUAUGCUGAACCUGCUGAUCCACAGGAAGAAUUUGAACUACCUGCACCUUGACUACAACUUCAACCUGAAGCCUGUUAAAACAUUGACCACCAAAGAGCGAAAGAAGUCGCGUUUUGGGAACGCUUUCCAUCUCUGCCGUGAGAUCCUCCGGCUGACAAAGCUUGUAGUUGAUGCAAAUGUCCAGUUCCGACUUGGAAAUGUUGAUGCUUUCCAGUUGGCUGACGGUCUGCAGUAUAUUUUCUCCCAUGUUGGUCAGUUGACGGGUAUGUAUCGUUAUAAAUACAGACUGAUGAGGCAGAUUAGGAUGUGCAAGGAUUUGAAGCACUUGAUAUAUUACCGUUUCAAUACCGGUCCUGUUGGUAAGGGACCAGGGUGUGGAUUUUGGGCUCCAAUGUGGAGGGUAUGGUUGUUUUUCCUUCGUGGAAUAGUUCCUCUUCUUGAACGAUGGUUAGGGAAUCUGCUUGCUCGUCAGUUUGAGGGGCGUCAUUCAAAAGGAGUUGCCAAAACUGUCACAAAACAGAGAGUUGAAAGCCACUUCGAUUUGGAACUGCGCGCUGCUGUCAUGCAUGACGUUCUUGAUGCCAUGCCAGGUUUCCCUUCUUUCAAAUGUGUUUUUACUAAUCAUGAAAUUGUUCUAUAUUCUUUGGUUGAUAUUUUCUUGUUAUGUGCAGAGGGUAUCAAGCAAAACAAAGCUCGGACAAUAUUACAGCACCUCAGCGAGGCAUGGCGAUGUUGGAAAGCUAAUAUCCCGUGGAAGGUCCCUGGGUUGCCCGUGCCAAUUGAGAAUAUGAUCCUGCGUUAUGUCAAGUCUAAGGCUGAUUGGUGGACAAAUGUUGCUCACUACAAUCGUGAGCGUAUCAGAAGAGGGGCUACUGUUGAUAAGACCGUUUGUAGAAAGAAUCUGGGAAGGUUGACACGACUUUGGCUAAAGGCAGAACAGGAACGGCAGCACAAUUACCUGAAAGAUGGUCCAUAUGUCACUCCAGAGGAAGCACUAGCAAUUUAUACAACAACUGUCCAUUGGUUGGAAUCGAGGAAAUUUUCUCCAAUUCCAUUCCCGCCACUGUCUUACAAACAUGACACAAAGUUGCUUAUCCUGGCCCUUGAGAGACUGAAGGAAUCAUACAGUGUUGCCGUGAGGUUGAAUCAGCAGCAGCGAGAGGAGCUUGGUCUGAUAGAACAAGCGUAUGACAAUCCUCAUGAAGCUCUGUCACGAAUUAAACGUCAUCUUCUCACCCAGCGCGGCUUCAAAGAGGUUGGCAUAGAGUUUAUGGAUCUAUACAGCUACCUGAUUCCAGUUUAUGAGAUAGAGCCUCUGGAGAAAAUUACUGAUGCCUACCUUGACCAAUACUUGUGGUACGAGGGUGAUAAGCGCCACUUGUUCCCAAACUGGAUCAAGCCAGCAGACUCAGAGCCGCCACCACUUCUGGUUUACAAGUGGUGUCAAGGUAUCAAUAAUUUACAAGGCAUAUGGGACACAGGAGAUGGGCAAUGUGUGGUGAUGCUCCAGACUAAGUUUGAAAAAUUCUUUGAAAAGAUUGAUUUGACCAUGUUGAACAGGCUGCUUCGUUUGGUUCUUGACCACAAUAUUGCGGAUUAUGUGUCUGCCAAGAAUAACGUGGUUCUGUCUUACAAAGAUAUGAGUCAUACUAACUCGUAUGGUCUGAUUAGGGGACUUCAGUUUGCAUCUUUUGUUGUUCAGUUUUAUGGACUAUUGCUUGAUCUGUUGCUUCUUGGUUUGACUCGGGCAAGCGAAAUUGCUGGGCCACCACAGAUGCCUAACGAGUUUAUGACGUUUUGGGAUACAAAAGUGGAGACACGGCAUCCCAUAAGACUGUAUUCUCGGUAUAUAGACAAAGUUCAUAUAAUGUUCAAAUUUACCCAUGAAGAAGCCAGGGAUCUUAUUCAGCGCUAUCUUACUGAGCAUCCUGAUCCCAACAAUGAAAACAUGGUGGGAUACAACAAUAAGAAGUGCUGGCCAAGAGAUGCAAGGAUGAGGUUGAUGAAACAUGAUGUCAAUCUUGGUAGAAGUGUCUUCUGGGACAUGAAGAAUCGUCUUCCUCGGAGCAUCACAACUUUGGAGUGGGAGAAUGGCUUUGUCUCUGUCUACAGCAAGGAUAAUCCCAACCUGCUCUUCAGCAUGUGUGGAUUUGAAGUUCGCAUACUUCCAAAAAUCAGGAUGACUCAGGAAGCUUUCAGCAACACAAGAGAUGGUGUCUGGAAUCUGCAAAAUGAGCAGACCAAGGAGAGGACUGCCGUUGCUUUUCUGCGAGUUGAUGAUGAACAUAUGAAGGUGUUUGAGAAUCGUGUGAGGCAGAUCCUUAUGUCUUCAGGAUCAACCACCUUCACCAAAAUUGUCAAUAAAUGGAAUACAGCUUUAAUUGGUCUCAUGACUUACUUUCGUGAAGCCACUGUGCAUACGCAAGAGCUCUUGGAUCUACUGGUCAAGUGUGAAAACAAAAUUCAAACGAGGAUUAAGAUAGGGCUGAACUCAAAGAUGCCUAGUCGGUUUCCUCCAGUUAUCUUCUACACUCCAAAGGAAAUUGGUGGGCUGGGAAUGUUGUCAAUGGGUCAUAUUUUGAUUCCCCAAAGUGACCUUCGGUACAGCAAGCAGACAGAUGUUGGGGUAACCCACUUUAGGAGUGGAAUGAGCCAUGAGGAAGAUCAGCUUAUACCAAAUCUAUAUCGUUACAUACAGCCAUGGGAGAGUGAGUUUAUUGAUUCACAGCGGGUGUGGGCAGAGUAUGCUUUAAAGCGGCAGGAAGCACAGGCCCAAAAUAGGCGUCUUACAUUGGAGGAUUUGGAGGACUCUUGGGAUAGGGGAAUUCCUCGAAUAAAUACCCUCUUUCAGAAGGAUAGGCACACGUUAGCGUAUGAUAAAGGUUGGAGGGUUCGAACCGACUUUAAGCAGUACCAAGUCCUCAAGCAAAAUCCUUUCUGGUGGACGCACCAGAGACAUGAUGGGAAGCUGUGGAAUUUAAACAAUUACCGAACUGAUGUUAUCCAAGCUCUUGGAGGUGUUGAGGGUAUCCUUGAGCACACUUUAUUCAAGGGGACAUAUUUCCCAACAUGGGAGGGUCUUUUCUGGGAGAAGGCAUCUGGGUUUGAGGAGUCGAUGAAAUAUAAGAAGCUGACGAAUGCACAGAGGUCUGGUCUGAACCAGAUUCCAAAUAGAAGAUUCACGCUUUGGUGGUCGCCAACAAUAAAUCGAGCGAAUGUUUAUGUGGGUUUCCAAGUGCAGUUGGAUCUGACAGGAAUUUUUAUGCAUGGAAAGAUUCCUACACUGAAGAUAUCUCUGAUUCAGAUUUUCCGUGCCCAUUUGUGGCAAAAGAUCCAUGAGAGUGUUGUUAUGGAUCUUUGUCAAGUAUUGGACCAAGAGUUGGAUGCUUUGGAGAUUGAAACUGUUCAGAAGGAGACAAUUCAUCCAAGGAAGAGUUAUAAGAUGAACAGCUCUUGCGCUGAUGUUCUUCUGUUUGCUGCCCAUAAAUGGCCAAUGUCAAAACCAAGCCUGGUUGCUGAGUCAAAGGAUGUGUUCGACCAGAAAGCUAGCAACAAGUAUUGGAUAGACGUGCAACUUCGGUGGGGAGAUUAUGAUUCCCAUGAUAUUGAGCGUUAUACUCGGGCCAAAUUCAUGGAUUAUACAACUGAUAACAUGUCAAUCUAUCCAUCUCCAACAGGUGUAAUGAUUGGGCUUGAUUUGGCAUACAAUUUACAUUCUGCCUUUGGCAAUUGGUUCCCAGGUUCUAAACCUCUUCUUGCUCAAGCGAUGAACAAGAUCAUGAAGUCUAAUCCAGCUCUGUACGUGUUGAGAGAGAGGAUAAGGAAAGGUUUGCAAUUGUACUCAUCUGAGCCUACAGAGCCAUAUUUGUCAUCGCAAAACUAUGGUGAAAUAUUCAGCAAUCAAAUUAUAUGGUUUGUCGAUGAUACCAAUGUCUACCGUGUCACAAUUCACAAGACAUUUGAAGGAAAUUUAACAACGAAGCCUAUCAAUGGUGCGAUCUUUAUUUUUAAUCCAAGAACUGGGCAGCUAUUCCUGAAGGUUAUCCAUACAAGCGUUUGGGCUGGUCAGAAGCGUCUUGGUCAGCUAGCUAAAUGGAAAACUGCUGAAGAGGUGGCUGCCCUUGUGCGGUCUCUCCCUGUUGAAGAACAGCCAAAACAAGUUAUUGUUACUCGCAAAGGAAUGCUCGAUCCCCUUGAGGUCCACUUACUGGAUUUCCCCAACAUUGUUAUCAAGGGAAGUGAACUGCAGCUUCCGUUCCAGGCGUGCCUUAAGAUUGAGAAAUUUGGUGAUCUGAUUUUGAAGGCCACAGAACCACAGAUGGUCCUAUUCAAUAUCUAUGAUGAUUGGUUGAAGAGUAUCUCUUCGUACACUGCCUUUUCAAGACUCAUUCUGAUCCUUCGUGCGCUUCACGUGAAUAAUGAGAAGGCUAAGAUGUUGUUGAAGCCCGACAAAUCUGUUGUCACUGAGCCACAUCACAUCUGGCCCUCUCUCACUGACGACCAGUGGAUGAAGGUGGAGGUAGCUCUUAGGGAUCUUAUCCUAUCUGACUACGCAAAGAAGAACAAUGUGAAUACCUCAGCUCUGACGCAAUCAGAGAUCAGAGAUAUUAUCCUUGGAGCUGAGAUUACCCCACCCUCUCAACAGAGGCAACAGAUAGCUGAGAUUGAGAAACAGGCAAAAGAAGCCAGCCAGAUUAAUGCUGUCACAACCAGAACGACAAAUGUUCAUGGUGAGGAGCUCAUUGUCACUACUGUUAGCCCCUACGAGCAAACUGCAUUCGGUUCCAAAACAGAUUGGCGUGUGCGUGCAAUAUCAGCUACCAACCUCUACCUCAGAGUCAAUCACAUCUACGUGAACUCGGAUGACAUAAAGGAGACCGGAUACACAUACAUCAUGCCAAAGAACGUCCUGAAGAAGUUCAUAUGCAUAGCAGAUCUUCGCACUCAAAUUGCUGGAUAUCUCUAUGGUAUAAGCCCCCCUGAUAAUCCCCAGGUGAAGGAAAUCCGUUGUGUUGUGAUGGUGCCGCAGUGGGGAAGUCAUCAGCACCUUAACCUGCCGUCAGCUCUUCCUGAGCAUGAAUUCUUAAAUGAUCUCGAGCCAUUGGGAUGGCUGCACACACAACCUAACGAGCUCCCUCAGUUGUCACCACAAGAUGUUACCUCUCAUUCCCGCAUUCUGGAGAACAACAAGCAAUGGGAUGGAGAAAAAUGUAUCAUCCUGACAUGCAGUUUCACACCGGGAUCCUGCUCUUUGACAUCAUAUAAGUUGACCCAAACCGGAUAUGAGUGGGGACGUCUCAACAAGGACACAGGCGGCAAUCCUCAUGGCUACCUUCCCACCCAUUAUGAGAAGGUUCAAAUGCUAUUGAGUGACCGGUUCCUCGGGUUUUACAUGGUUCCUGAGAACGGACCGUGGAACUACAACUUUAUGGGAGUGAAGCACACGGUGGGGAUGAAAUACAGCGUCAAACUUGGAACCCCAAAGGAGUACUAUCACGAGGAACAUCGACCCACUCAUUUCCUGGAGUUCAGCAACAUGGAGGAGGCUGACAUCGCUGAGGGAGAUCGUGAAGACACCUUUACUUGACCAUUAUGUUUUAACCACGUUUUGUUACUUCCUUGCUAGACUUGUAGUGUCGUAUGUACUAGGCAAAUAAGUAACUGAGUUUUACUGCAUUGUGUGCGGUAAAGAUUGAAAUGUCCCUACAUAUUUUGCCAGUAGAGAUAAAUCUUUUUUGUACGCAAUCGCUCAUGGAAGGUCAAGAAACUUAGUUCUGUCUUUCAAAACUAAAAUGCUAUUUUGGGUAGGAAGGCAACUUUCUUGUAACAAAAUGGGCAAAAGCUUGGUAUUUUUUUAGAGGGAUUAAAUAUAUAUUUACAGCA
Brassica rapa (field mustard) is the source of this 7568-nucleotide messenger RNA. Its product is annotated as pre-mRNA-processing-splicing factor 8A. Gene Ontology annotation, cellular component: catalytic step 2 spliceosome; U5 snRNP. Lineage: Eukaryota; Viridiplantae; Streptophyta; Magnoliopsida; Brassicales; Brassicaceae. Gene Ontology annotation, biological process: spliceosomal tri-snRNP complex assembly; mRNA splicing, via spliceosome. Gene Ontology annotation, molecular function: U2 snRNA binding; U6 snRNA binding; pre-mRNA intronic binding. The record is from RefSeq and is a predicted model, not a curated record.